Messenger RNA from Pelmatolapia mariae (spotted tilapia), 1282 nucleotides. Its product is annotated as macrophage mannose receptor 1-like. The record is from RefSeq and is a predicted model, not a curated record. The transcript has 7 exons. Bases 116 to 1282 code for a protein of 388 amino acids. Lineage: Eukaryota; Metazoa; Chordata; Actinopteri; Cichliformes; Cichlidae.
GGCUGUUUCCUCAAGUGCUCAGCGUCAGUACCAUUUUGUUUAUGAGCAGAAGAACUGGACUGAAGCACAGCAUCACUGCAGACAGUAUUACACAGACCUGGCUGCAAUAGAAAGCAUGGAGGAUGUGAAGACUCUGAACAACAUGGCAGACUUGGAAAAAAUGAAAUACUCAGAAUACAGCAAUCGAGCCUGGAUCGGCUUGUACAACGACGUGAACAGCUGGAGGUGGUCGAUGGACGACACAGGUUUCUAUAAAGAUGACGAACCUGAGUUCAGAAAUUGGUCACCUGGAGAACCAAAUAACGAUAAAGGCAUUGAAUGUUGUGCAGAGAUGUUUGACAGCGGAGUAUGGAAUGACAGAGACUGUGAUGCCGUCUCUAAUGUAGUCUGUAUUUACAUCACAGAGUCAGAUGUGACAUUUGUCUUCAUCAAAAACAUGAUGACAUGGACGGACGCCCAGCGCUUCUGCAGAGCUAAUUACACAGACCUGGCCAGUGUGAGAAACAUGUCAGAGAACCAGAAGAUAAAGGAGCUGAUACCCACAGGAAAAAAAGCCUGGAUCGGCCUUUUCAGAGACUCCUGGAAGUGGACAGACGGAUCCAACUCCUCGUUUAGAUACUGGAAAACAAAAGAACCAAACAACAAUUUUCUCAAGGAGAUGUGUGUGUCAGCAUACUUUGAAAUGGAAGGAAAAUGGGAAGACUGGAACUGUGAUUAUAAGAGAGCAUUUGUUUGCUACAGCGAAGUACGUGCUCGCAGCAAGCAUGUAGUGAGACUGGGGCUGGUGAAAAACUCCAGUGUGGACCUGAAUGACCCUGCUGUGAUCGAAGACGUGCUGAAACAGCUUAAACAGAAGCUGAAGGACCAGGGAGUAAAUGCAGACAUCAGCCUGAGCUGGAGGACGCAGCCAGGUGGGGAGGUUUUCCACAAGGAUGAGAAGCAAACAAAGAAGGAAGCUCGAAAAGUCAAGAGCCUGUGUGCCGUCGCCUCAGAUGUUAAACAUCACUACCAGUUUGUUUAUGAGCUGAAGAACUGGACUGAAGCGCUGAGUUACUGCAGAGACAAAUACACAGACCUGGCUACUAUAGAAGAUAUGGAGGAUGUGCAGAUGCUGAACAGCACAGUAGAUUUAAGCAAAAUGACCACCAUGGAAUACGGCAAUAUUCAACAGAAGCUGAAGGAGCAGGGAGUACAGGGAGACGUCAAACUGAGCUGGAGGAAGCAGUCAGAUGGAUCGGUCUUCCUCAAGGACGAGGAAACGAAGAAGAAGAGCAUCGUCUGA